ACGAAGGAUAGCCCGAGAAAGGGGCGCCAACCAAAAGAGGCCGCCACAGCAGCCCGGCCACACAACACAAGCACGUACGCACGCACGUGGCACCUACCACCACGCACGACGCAGUGAUGAGGGCUCUCCCGGCGACGGCCGGCCGCGGGGCGGUGGCCUGCGCCGCCGCGCCCGUCCCCCGGAGGUCCCUGCUCCUCUCCACCGCCGCCGCAGGUGCGGCGCUGAACGCGGAGCAGCUGCCGCUGCGGCUGACCGGGGGCGCGGCGGCGAAGAUCCGGGCCCCGGCGGACGCGGCGCAGGCGGUCACCUUCACCAGCACGGACGACGCCCUGGCGUGGACCAACAAGGACAACCGGCGCCUCCUCCACGUCGUCUACCGCGUCGGCGACCUCGACAAGACAAUCAAGUUCUACACCGAGUGCCUGGGGAUGAAGGUGCUGAGGAAGAGGGACAUCCCCGAGGAGAAGUACACCAACGCGUUCCUCGGCUACGGGCCCGAGGACUCGCACUUCGCCAUCGAGCUCGCUUACAACUACGGGGUCGACAAGUACGACAUCGGCGCAGGUUUCGGCCAUUUCGGUAUCGGAGUCAAUGAUGUGGCCAAGACAGUUGAGCUCGUGAGAGCAAAGGGAGGCAAGGUGACCAGGGAGCCCGGGCCUGUCAAGGGCGGCAAGACCGUGAUCGCCUUCGUCGAGGACCCUGACGGCUACAAGUUUGAGAUCCUUGAGAGGCCGGGCACCCCGGAGCCCCUGUGCCAGGUCAUGCUCCGCGUCGGCGAUCUCGACCGCGCCAUAAGCUUCUACGAGAAGGCUUGUGGCAUGGAGCUGUUACGGAAGAGAGAUAAUCCUGAAUACAAGUAUACGGUGGCCAUGAUGGGGUACGGGCCUGAAGAGAAGAAUGCAGUCCUGGAGCUGACCUACAACUACGGCGUCUCCGAGUACACCAAGGGGAACGCGUACGCGCAGAUCGCCAUCGGCACCGACGAUGUCUACAAGACGGCCGAGGUGGUGAAGCUGUUCGGGGGGCAGGUGGUGAGGGAGCCGGGGCCAUUGCCGGGGAUCAGCACCAAGAUCACGGCCAUCCUGGACCCUGAUGGCUGGAAAUCGGUACCAGGCUCCAGGUGUUUGUCGACAACAUUGACUUUGCCAAGGAGCUGGAGUAGUCUGUAGCCAUGGAGAGCGAAAUGUUUUUGUUUCCUCUUUGUUCAUCGGAUCAUGCCUCGCGGCGCUCGUACAUACGCCUUGCAAAAUGAUCCUUUGUGCACCAAGAAACAGAGGAUGCUGGGACAGGGACAUAGCUGCUCCAAAGAUAUCAAAAAAAAUACAAAGCUGACUAUUAGUUCCAACAGGUCUA
Messenger RNA from Panicum virgatum (switchgrass), 1353 nucleotides. Its product is annotated as probable lactoylglutathione lyase, chloroplastic. The record is from RefSeq and is a predicted model, not a curated record. Gene Ontology annotation, molecular function: lactoylglutathione lyase activity; metal ion binding. Gene Ontology annotation, cellular component: cytoplasm. Bases 117 to 1169 code for a protein of 350 amino acids. The transcript is spliced from 9 exons. Lineage: Eukaryota; Viridiplantae; Streptophyta; Magnoliopsida; Poales; Poaceae.